AUGAAGAAAAACGAAGGAGACAAGGGAGAAGAAGAAGAAAAAGAUGAAGAAGGAGAAGAAGAAGAAGAAGGAAAAAAGGAGGAGGAGAAGAAAAGAGGAAUGGAGAAGAUGAUGAGGAAGAAGGGAAGAAGAAGAAGAAGAAAAGAAAGAAAUAUUGACGUUCAAAGAUACAUGGACGCUCUGCUGUACAACAUCUCACUAGAUAAAUACAGUCCUCCCGAUCACACGGUCAUCAGCCUCGCGUGUACCGUGUGCAAAAAACUUAUGGAGGCGGGUCGAUGGGCGGAGAUUGACUCGCUGUUCGAAGGCGUGUUCGCGGGCUUCAUCGAGCAUUACCGCGAGAUCGAGCUCCUCCUCCGUGUCGAGAUCAUGAAUGCGAAGACGAAGGGGAAUUACCAGCAUGCGUGUCAUUUGAUCGAGAUUGGACCAUUUCGUGAUGGUUCUGAUCUUAUUGGCGUAUGGGACGAAUGCAUUGUUGAAAUACAGAAGAGGAAUCUAAAACGCCCUCUAACGUCAGUAUCCAAGUAUCGGAUUCGUGAGAGGUUUCCGCCUCCAAAAAGCAUUUGCCCAUCGGGAUAUCGCAUAAAGCACAGCCUCUCAACGUCUCAACGAGCAACACUCAUGAAUCACUUCCAAAGCGUUACAAAAUUUCCAAAGAAAGAACAAAAGAUGGAACUUGCAGAUAAAACUGGUUUGACGAAAACCCAAAUCCACAACUGGUUUUCAAACCGACGUAGGAGUUUAAAUCGGCGUCUUCCGGACGAGCGAGCGCCGCCUAGAAACGCCAACCCUACUCAGAAUGGUUGCAAUGGCAGCGAAAAUCCACACGCAGCAACCCAAUCAACCAAUCCGCUGACGAUGCUCUACAACGCUGCCGAGUUCGCCGCUUCAUUGGACAACAAAUUGACCUCAAGUCACCAAAGCCACGCCCCAAAUAUCACUCUGCACACCGCACCCGCUGCAACUGACACCAGUCACUUGCAUUUGGGAAGCUCCGCCCAUUGCAACGUUGGUGGGCACACAGCACCAAACGGGAGAGAAUGUCCCCAUUACGUCACAAAUGGGAGAGAAUUUCCACAUUACGUCACAAAUUAUUACCGGGGUGAAUACAGCCAGAGUCAUUAUCAGGGUGAAUAUCGCCAGACUUACUACCGAGAAGGCGGUUAUGAUUAUUAUAGACCCAAUGACUGGGUUCCAACCUACUAUUAAAGAUUACCCUUACCAAAUCCCGGUUGUCCACCACCCAUUAGGCGGUUAGUUCGCCAUCCCUAAACCGUUAGUCAGCCAUCCUUACACCAUUAUUCCGCCAUCCUUACACCUUAGUCCGCCAUGCUUACACUGUUAGUCCGCCAUCCUUACACCGUUAGUCCGCCAUCCGUACACCGUUAGUCCGCCAUGCUUACACUGUUAGUCCGCCAUCCUUACACCGUUAGUCCGCCAUGCUUACACCGUUA
This is a messenger RNA of Lytechinus pictus (painted urchin), 1454 nucleotides long. Its product is annotated as homeobox protein SIX6-like. NCBI's taxonomy places the organism in Eukaryota, Metazoa, Echinodermata, Echinoidea, Temnopleuroida, Toxopneustidae. Gene Ontology annotation, biological process: regulation of transcription by RNA polymerase II. The coding region runs from base 1 to 1209 and encodes 402 amino acids. Gene Ontology annotation, cellular component: nucleus; transcription regulator complex. The transcript is spliced from 5 exons. Gene Ontology annotation, molecular function: RNA polymerase II cis-regulatory region sequence-specific DNA binding; DNA-binding transcription factor activity, RNA polymerase II-specific. The record is from RefSeq and is a predicted model, not a curated record.